AUGGCAUACGGCCCCAUGUGCUCCUUGCAAUUACUCAUUAUGGCAGCUGGUUCUCCCUACACAUCCACCGCCUGCCGCUUCUACGCAUACACUGGUGCAUACGGCUCUGCCUGCUCCUUUCAAUUACUAAUCCUGGCAGCCCACCACUUCUACGCAUCCACCGGUGCAUAUGGCCCUGCCCGCUCCAUGCAGUUACUCAUUAUGGCAGCCCACUGCUUCUAUGCAUCCACCGGUGUGUACGGCUCUGCCUGCUCCAUGCAAUUAUUCAUUAUGGCAGCUGGUUCUCCCUACGCAUCCACCGGUGCAUACGACCACACCAGCUCCCUGUAA
Molecule: messenger RNA, 330 nt
Organism: Coniophora puteana RWD-64-598 SS2
Lineage: Eukaryota; Fungi; Basidiomycota; Agaricomycetes; Boletales; Coniophoraceae
Exons: 2
Coding region: 1-330 (109 amino acids)
Source: RefSeq, a predicted model, not a curated record